Molecule: messenger RNA, 2628 nt
Organism: Tribolium castaneum (red flour beetle)
Lineage: Eukaryota; Metazoa; Arthropoda; Insecta; Coleoptera; Tenebrionidae
Gene: trp
Product: transient receptor potential
Exons: 14
Coding region: 66-2615 (849 amino acids)
Biological process (GO): calcium ion transmembrane transport; regulation of cytosolic calcium ion concentration
Cellular component (GO): plasma membrane; cation channel complex
Molecular function (GO): store-operated calcium channel activity; protein binding; inositol 1,4,5 trisphosphate binding
Source: RefSeq, a predicted model, not a curated record
AAUUCAAUUAAUAGUGAGGGUCAAUACAAACUUGAAAGUAUUCUCGAUGCGACAAGUGAUUGAAAAUGUUUGGAUCUGAUUGUAAUAAUGAAAGGGCGUUAAGUCAGGUGGAAAAAUCGUUUUUGCUUCAUGCCGAAAGGGGUGAUUGUGCUACAGUUCGCAGGAUAAUUGAGGAAUAUGGUGGUGGUGAGGGCGAUCAAGAGUUUGAUAUAAACUGCAUCGAUGCUCUAAAUCGCUCAGCGUUCGUUAUAGCAAUUGAGAAUGGAAAUAUCGAGCUGGUGAAGCUUCUCCUUGAGUCGCAGAUUGACGUUAAAGAUGGAUUGCUUCAUGCAAUAAAUGAGGAAUUUGUGGAAGCGGUUGAAAUGCUUUUAGAUUGGGAGGAGAGGACGCAUCAAGUUGGCGAUUUGUACAGUUGGGAAAAAGUCGAACGGUGUUCGGCCACUUUUACACCUGAUAUUACACCUCUGGUCUUAGCCGGGCAUAAAAAUAAUUACGAGAUUAUUAAGCUGUUGCUGGAUAGAGGAGCCACUCUUCCAUUGCCUCACGAUGUCAAAUGUGGUUGUGACGAAUGCGUUUGCUCAAACCAAAGUGACUCUUUACGACAUUCUCAAGCUCGGAUCAACUCCUACAAAGCUCUAACAUCCCCUUCACUCAUUUCCCUCUCAUCCACUGACCCUCUAUUUACUGCUUUCGAACUUUCGGGCGACUUGAGACGUCUCAGUCGACUAGAAACCGAAUUUCGAGCCGAAUAUAACAACAUGCGAACUGUUGUGGAAAAUUUCGCAGCUUUGCUCCUAGACCAUGUAAAAACCUCAGAAGAAUUAAUGAUUCUGUUGAACUACGACGAAAAAAAUCCUUCAUGGGUUUUGGGCGAACAACAAACUUUGGGACGCUUAAAACUCGCCAUAAAAUUUAAACAGAAAAAAUUCGUGGCACAUCCCAAUGUCCAACAAAUCUUAGGCACAAUCUGGUACGAGGGACUCCCCGGAUUUCGCCGAAAAAACCUCUUCGGACAAACCUUACAACUAAUGAGACUUAGUGCAAUGUUUACUGUUUAUUGCCUGGUUUAUAUGCUACUACCAACGUCCAAAAUGGGUCUCUUCAUUAAAAAACCCUUCGUUAAGUUUAUCUGCCACUCAAGCAGCUAUAUUCUUUUUUUGGUUUUGUUGGGCGUGACAUCGCAACGUUUCGAAAUCACAAUUUUGGAAUGGGUUGAUACAGGGUGGUCCAGAGAUUUCGUCGAUGAAUGGAAGAGGAAAGAACGUGGGGCUCUUUUAGGAUUUGCCGAAUGUGCAGUUGUUCUCUACGUUUCAAGUAAAAUGUGCAAAGAGAUCAAGCACUUGUGGGCCUCGAAUUUGCUUGAAUACGUUUCGGAUUUGUGGAAUAUUGUUGAUUUUGUGACGAAUCUUUUUUACGUAGCUUGGCUUUCUUUACGACUUUGUUCCAUCUAUUUAACACGGAGAGCUGAGUCUCUGGGUGAAGAUCCUUGGUUUCCACGGGAGGAAUGGAACUCAUUUGAGCCAAUGUUGAUAGCCGAAGGGGCUUUUGCAGCUGCGAUGAUUUUCAGUUUCCUGAAGCUGGUUCACAUAUUCAGCGUAAAUCCGCACUUGGGCCCACUUCAAAUCUCACUAAGCCGCAUGAUUAUUGACAUCGUCAAGUUCUUCUUUAUUUAUACUUUGGUUUUAUUUGCGUUCGGUUGUGGUUUGAACCAACUGUUGUGGUAUUAUGCCGAACUUGAGAAGAACAAGUGUUACCACAGGGGCGGAAUGCCCGAUUUUGAGGCCCAUGACAAGGCUUGCACGAUCUGGAGGAGAUAUGCCAAUUUAUUUGAAACGUCCCAGUCACUUUUUUGGGCCAGCUUUGGUUUGGUUGACUUGCUCUCAUUUGAACUAACAGGGAUCAAAAGUUUCACCCGGUUUUGGGCCUUGCUAAUGUUUGGCUCGUACUCAGUCAUUAAUAUCAUCGUUUUGUUGAAUAUGUUGAUCGCAAUGAUGUCUAACUCGUUUCAAAUCAUCUCAGAACGUGCUGACGUUGAAUGGAAAUUCGCCAGAAGCAAGCUGUGGAUGACGUACUUCGAAGAUGACGAUGUGUUACCUCCACCUUUCAAUAUUUUGCCAAACACUGAACUGUUUUGUCGGGUUUUCAAACUGAGGCGCAAGAAGAAUAAAAUUUGCAAUAAAGAAUCACAGCUUCGUAUCAAAGCAAAGCACGAUUCGGUCGUUCGUUUGCUACUAAAACGCUACAAUACAUCAGAACAGCGCAAACGACACGAAUUUGGAGUUACUGAAGACGAUGUUAUUGAAAUCAGACAAGAUAUUUCGACUUUGCGGUACGAAAUCAUCGAUAUUUUGAAAAAUAACGGCAUGCGAACGCCGAACAUGUCGUUUGAGGAUAAACAAGUGGUUGGGAAAAAAGGGAAAAUGAUUGAGCGACGAAUUUUGCGUGAUUUCCACAUCGGAGUGGUGGACGAAGUUGGCAAAAGCGAAGUCAGUUAUUCCCCGAAUAAGAGGAAACGGCGCACUUUCAGAAAGGAAAAAAAGGAUUGGAAUUCACUAGUGAGGAAGAACACCAAAAGUUACGACCCGAUUGGUUCUUCUAAAAAUCAUUUUGAAUAAAGAAAAAAAGUUG